AUGGCAGAUGGUACCUACAGGUUCCAGCAGCCUGGGGCCGGGCAAUUUUACUUCCAAACUCAAGCACAACAGAACCCUCAUCAGCGACACAUCGUUCGAAACGGGACCAAUUCCCCGACUGGUCGACUGAAAUUCAACCCUGACACCCCGUCCCCCUCUCGGUCCCCUGCCCUCAACCAGGCUGCUGCUAUCACACCGUUCAACAAUAUGUACGGACAAACACACCAAGGUCAGCAUGUCAUGAUGAAUGGCGGUCAAGCCCACCAGCGCUUUGGCAUGCAGAUCCCGAAAUUCCAAUCGCAAACCCACCACUCUCACCACACCCAGCAGCCACACCAUCACAAUCACCAUACACAAGCGACGCACACUCUCACUCAUCAACACAACUUCGCUGCCGGCGGACUCGCAACUUCCUCAGCCUCGCAUUUCACAUCUGCCCACCUCCAAAACGGAGUGCCGACCGCGGUCGAUGAUGAUUUGGACGAUUCAAUGAACGAGCAUUGGCAGCAGCAGCUCCAGCUCGCGGCCGAGUCCCGACAAGCCACAUCUCCCCACUACUAUGCUCGCGUUAUCGCGCAACAAACAAAGGGUAUCCAACUCAUCUCCAACCAGGACUCGGAAAAUGGAACAGAUGGGGGGAAACCGCAAGGCUGGAAUGCGCUGGAUUUCGGCGGCCAGGGAUUACGCGCCUUGACAACGUCUCUCUUUAACUACGACUUUGUUGAGAAGCUUUAUCUCAAUUCCAACAAGCUCAAGGUGCUUCCUCCGGCCAUUGGCAAGCUGCGCAAGUUGACUCAUCUGGACCUUUCGGGUAACGAAUUGACCGAGCUGCCAGAAGAGCUUGGUAUGCUUUCAAACCUGAAGAAGCUUCUCCUUUUCGACAACAACAUUCGCACUCUUCCAUAUGAGAUGGGAUACCUCUAUCGGUUGGAAACCCUGGGCAUUGAGGGCAACCCGCUCAACGAUGUUCUCAAGUCUCAAAUCAUGAAGGAUGGUACCAAAGCUCUGAUCAAGUAUCUCAAGGAAGAGAUGCCAGUCCACCUCCCUCCUCCCGAUCGUGACUGGGUCAUCCUUGACGAUACUUCCACCACCUCCAACAGCACCGCGGAAAAGAUAACCGUUCUGUCAUACAACACUUUGUGCGACUCCUCUGCCACUCAAUCCCACUAUGGAUACGUACCAUCACGUGUCUUGUCCUGGGAAUUCCGACGCGAGCUUAUCUUGAAUGAAUUACGAUCCCACAACUCGGAUAUCGUCUGUCUCCAGGAAGUCGAUCAGGGAAGCUACAACAACUUCUUCCGGGAGCAGCUUGCCUACAAUGACUACAAAGGUGUCUAUUGGCCCCGCGGACGUGCAAUGGGUAUGCAGGAGGAAGACGCUCGGAGCGUGGAUGGCUGCGCUACUUUCUUCAAGGGUAGCAAGUACAUCCUCUUGGACAAGCAAUUGAUCAACUUCGGUCAAACAGCUGUUCGUCGACCCGACGCCAAGGGCCAGGAUGAUAUCUACAACCGACUUUGGCAGAAAGAUCACAUUGCCGUCGUCAUCUUCUUGGAAAACCGACAAACAGGUGCCCGCUUCAUCAGUGUCAACGCUCACCUGUACUGGGACCCUGCCUUCAAGGAUGUCAAGCUUAUUCAGACGGCUAUUCUGAUGGAGGAGAUCACCAAGCUCUCAGACAACUAUGCCAAAUGGCCUGCUUGCACAGACAAGACAGCAUUCCGUUUCUCAGAAGCCGAAAGCGGCGCCGAGGAUGCACCUGUCGUAGAGCCAGCGCCAUCAAUGGAGUACUCCUCCGGCGAUCAAAUCCCUGUUCUCAUGUGCGGUGACUUCAACUCUUCCCCAGGAUCUGCCGCCUACAACCUCAUCUCCACCGGAACCCUACCUGAAGCUCAUCCUGAUCUCGAGAAGCGUCUCUACGGAAACCUCAGCAAGGUCGGCAUGAAGCACCCCUUCAAACUGAAGUCUGCAUACUCGUCCAUGGGUGAGCUCAGCUUCACCAACUACACUUCCGACUUCACAGCUAUCCUUGACUACGUGUGGUACUCCUCAAAUACGCUCCACGUGUCGGCUUUGCUUGGCGAGGUGGACAAGGAGUAUCUCCGCCGGGUGCCUGGAUUCCCUAACUUCCACUUCCCCAGUGAUCACGUCGCAUUGCUGGCGGAGUUCACGGUCAAGGGCAAGAAGGGCAAGGUUGUGGAGGCAGACUUCGGGCCGCAACGGCACUAA
Messenger RNA from Penicillium olsonii, 2226 nucleotides. The record is from the annotation of a GenBank genome assembly. NCBI's taxonomy places the organism in Eukaryota, Fungi, Ascomycota, Eurotiomycetes, Eurotiales, Aspergillaceae.